Messenger RNA from Bactrocera neohumeralis, 1687 nucleotides. RefSeq names its product gustatory and odorant receptor 63a (gene Gr63a). Gene Ontology annotation, cellular component: neuronal cell body; axon; membrane. The record is from RefSeq and is a predicted model, not a curated record. Lineage: Eukaryota; Metazoa; Arthropoda; Insecta; Diptera; Tephritidae. The transcript is spliced from 7 exons. Gene Ontology annotation, molecular function: sweet taste receptor activity. Gene Ontology annotation, biological process: sensory perception of taste. The coding region runs from base 100 to 1557 and encodes 485 amino acids.
AAGGACAUAGUACGAUUUUGGUGAUUAAUCGGAAAGGUUUACGUUUUUUAGUACUACUGUCGCACUUAAGUUAAAAACUAGGAAUUAUUUUUCAAAAUAAUGUUUAACAGUUAUAAUCGUCGGAAAAAGCAUGAUACCGUCUUCUUAAAUGUCAAGCCCACUUUUAACAGUCAGGGUAACGGUCUACGGAAGUACUCAACUGGUUUGCUGGAUAAGGAGGACAAUCCGUUUUACGAUGUGAAUAGUAGCAGUGCUAGUCGAGCAUCGGUCGGAACUAUAACCACAUUGAAUGAAAAUUUCCGGGCCAAUAUUUUUUACAAUAAUAUUGCGCCAAUUCAAUGGUUUUUGCAUAUGCUCGGAGUUUUACCCAUAACGCGUCGGGAGCCUGGUAAGGCCAAAUUUCGCAUAAAUUCCAUUGCAUUCGGCUAUUCGUUUGCUUUCUUUAUACUUCUAUCGGUUUUUGUUACUUAUGUUGCUAAAAAUCGUAUAAGUAUUGUGGCGUCACUGAGUGGACCUUUUGAGGAAGCCGUAAUUGCCUAUUUAUUUCUCGUAAAUAUUUUACCGCUAAUAUUGAUUCCAAUAUUAUGGUGGGAGGCGCGUAAAAUCGCUAAGUUGUGGAAUGAUUGGGACGACUUUGAGAUUUUGUAUUAUCAAAUAUCAGGUCACAGCAUGCCCUUGAAUUUGCGUCGCAAAACAACUAUGAUUGCGGUGGUUUUGCCGAUUUUAUCCAUUUUAUCGGUCGUCAUAACGCAUAUAACGAUGGCGGAUUUUCAAAUAAUUCAAGUAAUUCCAUACUGCAUCUUAGACAACUUGUCUGCCAUGCUAGGAGCUUGGUGGUUCAUAAUAUGCGAAAGUCUCAGCAUGACGGCCAAUAUACUGGGCGAACGCUUUCAAAGGGCACUCCGUCACAUAGGUCCCGCCGCCAUGGUCGCCGAUUAUCGCGCCUUGUGGUUACGUUUGAGCAAACUGACACGCGAUACCGGCAAUGCGACCUGCUACACUUUCACUUUUAUCAAUUUGUAUCUCUUUUUCAUCAUCACACUCUCCGUUUACGGACUCAUGUCACAGCUCUCUGAAGGCUUUGGCAUUAAGGAUAUCGGUUUGGCUAUAACGGCUAUUUGGAAUGUUUUUUUGCUUUUCUACAUUUGCGAUAAAGCUCAUUACGCCUCCUUCAAUGUGCGCACGAAUUUCCAGAAAAAGCUGCUGAUGGUCGAACUGAAUUGGAUGAACUCGGACGCGCAAACGGAGAUAAAUAUGUUCAUACGCGCUACGGAAAUGAAUCCGUCGAAUAUCAAUUGUGGUGGAUUCUUCGAUGUGAACAGAAAUCUUUUCAAAGGCCUGCUCACCACCAUGGUCACUUAUCUAGUUGUCUUGCUGCAGUUCCAAAUCAGCAUCCCCACCGACACGGGUCGGCACAUGAACGUUUCGGUGGCCGAGUUAGCCACCGACAUGAUGCUGGAAAGUGCUGAGGUCGAAUUAACUACCACCAGUACAACAUCGACAACAACAACCACAACGACUAAGAUGCCACCGCCGGCACGUGGCAGGAAGGGAUAAAGAAUUUGAAACGAUAUUUUUGAUAUUCUAACAAUAUUAUUAGAGAUUUUGAUAUAAGGAAUACAUUUUAUGGGAAAUAUUGAAUAAAGUAGGAUUUGGAAAAUAAAGCAACAACAUAUUUAGUGGUCAA